AUGAUCGUCACCCUAGUGGUGGCCCAAGAUGACGACGGGUCAUCUGUCUACGCUCCGCCCGAUUUGAUCACCGUUGCAUGCGGCUAUACCGGCCCCCAAUUGAAUUCACUUGAGCAGCGAUAUUGGAUUGGAGAUGUGUAUUCAAAAUAUUCCCCCUUAGAAGAACACCAGUCUGGUCAAGCAUCCGUCGUCAGAGAAGCUCCACCGUCCUCCUCCGUCACCAAAAUGCCUUACACCUGGGCGCGGCUUUCUCGUUCUGCAUUUACUUACAGGUUUUCCCUUGCUACGGACGGCCAAAAGUUCAUCCGCUUGUACUUCAACCCAGUUUCAUAUGGCCCUGACUUGGACCGCUCUAAAGCGCUUUUCUCUGUCGCAGCCGGUGGCUAUACCUUUCUCCACGACUUCAAUGCUUCAGUAACUGCAGAUGCUUAUGGAGUUGAGACGCUGCGCAGAGAGUUCUGUUUGAAUGUUGAUGGAAAAAACCCCCUGAACAUAACAUUUACUCCAAGCCAAUCAAGCCUAGAUGCGUACGCUUUUAUCAACGGAAUUGAGAUCGUAUCCAUGCCUACCAAUCUCAACUACACUGCACCCAAUGGGGUAAUUACUUCUGUAGACAAUGACGGAGGAAAGGAGUUUCGCAUCGGAAACAGCACUGCUCUAGAGACGGUCUAUCGAAUGAACAUCGGUGGAAGCACACUCUCCUCCACUCAGGACACUGGCAUGUUCCGCAAUUGGGAUGGCUUGGCAGAGGAGCAAAAUUAUUUGGAAGCUUCAAGUUUACUUUUCAGCAGGAUAGAACAUGCCAUUAUUGGACUCCACUUUUACAGAAUAGCAAGAUACACAGCGCCAAUACAAGUUUACCAAACUGGCCGGUCAAUAAUGAGCGCGGACUCAACCUUGAACUACAAUAUCAGCUGGGAAUUCCCUGUAGACUCCGAGUUCUCUUACCUAGUUAGGAUGCAUUUUUGUGGGUUUCCACCGGUCGACCAUUUUGGAUCGUUUGAAAUUUACAUAGCCGGUCACAAAGCUGAAGAACAGGCCAACAUAUUGGCAUGGAGUGGUGGAGCUGGAAUUCCAUUGUACAGAGACUACGUUGUGUCCAUGGAUAGCUCUAGAAGCAGCCAGAAGAAGACAAAUCUUUCUAUCGCUAUGUAUGGCCCAUCCAACAGCGCAAUAUUGAAUGGGCUUGAAAUCUUCAAACUGAAUAACUCAAGAGGAAAUCUCGCCGGACCCGGACCCAACCCAGAUCCACGUCACCAAGUACUUCGACCAAAGCUGACGCAUAUGCAUGUCAUUGUUGCUGGUGCAGUUUCCGGCAUAGUUGUCCUGAUUUCUGCCCUCGUAGGAGCUUUCUUGAUUUUCAGGCGAAAUUGGAGGAAAGCCAAGUCCUCGAGUGCCAAUUCUUUACCGCCUUAUUCGUGUCGUUACUUUUCACUGGCAGAGAUCAAAGCCGCUACCCAAAACUUUAACAGUUGUUUCAUUAUUGGAGUUGGAGGGUUUGGGAACGUGUACAAAGGAUGCAUUGAUGGUGGGGCCACCCCGGUUGCAAUCAAACGGCUGAAACCCGAGUCAUCACAGGGGGCACACGAGUUCAAGACGGAGAUCGAGAUGCUCUCGCAGCUUCGCCAUCGCCAUUUGGUUUCUCUCAUCGGAUAUUCAAGUGAUAAAGGUGAAAUGAUUUUGGUGUAUGAUUACAUGGCACGGGGGACUCUAGCUGACCAUCUCUACCACCGCAAAGAUAACCUGCCCCCGCCUCCUCUUCUUUCUUGGGAACAACGGCUUAAUAUUUGUAUAGGUGCUGCGCGAGGGCUGCAGUCCCUCCACAAUGGGGCCAAGGGCAACAUCAUCCACCGCGACGUGAAGAGCACCAACAUCUUGUUGGACGAGAAAUGGGUGGCCAAGGUUUCGGAUUUUGGGUUGUCAAAAUUGGGCACCGCCGACACGUCCAAGACGCACAUCAGCACAGUGGUAAAAGGAAGUUUCGGGUAUCUGGACCCGGAAUAUUACCGACUACAACACCUGACUGAGAAGUCGGAUGUAUAUUCAUUUGGGGUAGUGUUGUGUGAGGUGUUGUGUGCUAGGCCAGCCGUGAUGCAUACAGAUACAGUGGAGCUGGGGCAAAUCAACUUGGCUCAGUGGGCCAAGAGAUGUUACCGUGAUGGGAAACUGGAUCAAAUUAUUGACCCAAGCAUUAAUAGGGGUGGUAAGAUGAUUGAAACUGAGGGCUUGAAUAAGUUUGUUGAGAUCUCAAUGAGUUGCACGCAUGAUAAUGGCAUCGAACGACCAUCGAUGAAUGAUGUUGUGAGGGGGCUUGAGUUUGCAUUGCAGCUUCAUCGCAACUGCGUUGAAAGCAACGCUAGUAGUAGUGAGCAAAGUUGUGUGACCGAUGAAUCCAUUAAAUGCAUAUCCGCCACCAUCUUCUCUGAGAUCAGGGAUCCCAGUGGGAGGGUCACUCAGAGCUUAGCCCUUGAAAGUAUUAAUAGCUUAUUGACUUUUCAAGGCACCAUCAUCCACCGUGACGUGAAGAGCACCAACAUCUUGUUGGACGAGAAAUGGGUGGCCAAGGUUUCGGAUUUUGGGUUGUCAAAAUUGGGCACCGCCGACACGUCCAAGACGCACAUCAGCACAGUGGUAAAAGGAAGUUUCGGGUAUCUGGACCCGGAAUAUUACCGACUACAACACCUGACUGAGAAGUCGGAUGUAUAUUCAUUUGGGGUAGUGUUGUGUGAGGUGUUGUGUGCUAGGCCAGCCGUGAUGCAUACAGAUACAGUGGAGCUGGGGCAAAUCAACUUGGCUCAGUGGGCCAAGAGAUGUUACCGUGAUGGGAAACUGGAUCAAAUUAUUGACCCAAGCAUUAAUAGGGGUGGUAAGAUGAUUGAAACUGAGGGCUUGAAUAAGUUUGUUGAGAUCUCAAUGAGUUGCACGCAUGAUAAUGGCAUCGAACGACCAUCGAUGAAUGUUGUUGUGAGGGGGCUUGAGUUUGCAUUGCAGCUUCAUCGCAACUGCGUUGAAAGCAACGCUAGUAGUAGUGAGCAAAGUUGUGCGACCGAUGAAUCCAUUAAAUGCAUAUCCGCCACCAUCUUCUCUGAGAUCAGGGAUCCCAGUGGGAGUAUCAUGAACAACUUCUCAAUCAGCAAUUACCUUUCCUUGUUUCUGUCCACCAUCGUCAUCCUACUCGUGGCUGCUGGAGAUUCGCCACCUAUCUACACUCCGGUGGAAGAUAUCACCGUCAAAUGUGGCUAUUCCGGCACUUCGUUCAACGAACAUGAUCGCCGAAAUUGGAUUGGAGAUAUCAACUCAAAAUUUUCCCCCUUUGAACGCCAAGCAGUUGGUAACACAUCCAUAUUCAAACAAGCACCUCAUUCGAACACCGUCCAACAAGUGCCUUACACCACAGUGCGACUUUCUCGCUCUGAAUUUACUUACAGUUUUGAACUCACUAGCGGCCCAAAGUUCAUCCGCUUGUAUUUCAACCCAGUUUCUUAUGGCCCUGACUUUGACCGAUCCAAAGCCAUCUUCUCAGUCAAAGCCAGGGGCUUUAACCUUCUCCAAGACUUCAAUGCUUCAGUCACUGCCGAUGCGUCUGGGUUGGACAGAAUAUACAAAGAGUUCUGUUUGAACAUGUAUAAAGAAGAGAGCUUGAACAUCACAUUCACUCCGAGCAUAACAAUCCCAGAUGCGUAUGCGUUUAUCAACGGAAUUGAAAUUGUGUCCAUGCCCACCGAUCUUUACUACGGUUUACCCAAAGGUGAAACUAUAGGCACCGGAAGUUACUUUUCCCUCGAAAACAGCACUGCUCUAGAGAUGGUCUACAGAAUAAACGUCGGUGGAAACUCAAUCUCUUCCAAUCAAGACACUGGCAUGUACCGCAAUUGGGAUGGUUUUCAAGAGGAGCGGAAUUACUUGGACAAUGUAAGUUUAACAAGGAGCGUUCUAACACAAAACUUGAGUAUUCAACUCAACUUUUCUGAAAUACCAGCGUACACAGCGCCAAAGCAAGUUUACCAAACCGCCCGGUCUAUGCGCAUAAACGCUACCAUGAACCAGAACUACAAUCUCACCUGGGAAUUCCCUGUAGAUUCCAUGUUUCUUACCACGAUAAUAGAUCCGUCGUUUCUGUUUUACAUAUCCAAUCCAACCAGCGGAUUUCCAACAGUAUGGAACUUCGGAAAUAAGAUUGAAUUGACCUAUGGGAUUCCAAACUAUUCGGACUACACAGUGUUUGUGUCUGGCCCCGUACCCGAGCCCAAAGUUAAUCUCUCUAUCGCACUACUACAAGUGUAUUCGUUCAACGAAUACGAUGCAUUUCUGAAUGGUCUCGAAAUCUUCAAACUGAUUUUCCCAAAUGGUAAUCUCGCCGAUCCCGACCCACCAAAGGGUACGACGUCAAGCUCAAAAAUACCCAAAAACAAGGCAAGGACGCGUAUGCUUGCCAUCGUCGCCGGGGUAGUUUCCGGCGUACUUGUGCUUUCUGUCUUCGCAUUCUUUGUCUACAGACGAAGAUGGAAAGUCAAGUCCUCUGGCUCCACCCAAGGGACGACUAAGUCAACAAAGACCUACGAGUCAUCUUUACCGUCUGAUUUGUGUCGUUCCUUUUCACUUACUGAGAUCAAAGCUGCCACCCAAAACUUCAAUAAAACUUUCAUUAUUGGAGUAGGAGGAUUUGGGAACGUGUACAAAGGCUGCAUUGAUGGUGGCGCCACCCCUGUUGCAAUCAAACGACUGAAACCCGAGUCAUCACAGGGGGCUCAUGAGUUUAAGACGGAAAUCGAGCUGCUCUCUCAACUCCGUCAUCGCCAUUUGGUUUCACUCAUUGGGUUCUGCACCGACAAAGGCGAGAUGAUCUUGGUCUACGAUUACAUGGCACGUGGGACUCUCGGUGGCCAUCUCUACCGCUCCGAUAACCCACCUCUUUCAUGGGAACAACGGCUUCAAAUUUGUAUUGGCGCAGCCCAAGGGUUGUGCUACCUUCACAGCGGUGCCAAGGGCUCUGUUAUUCACCGCGAUGUGAAGAGCACAAAUAUUUUAUUGGAUGAUAAAUGGGUGGCAAAGGUUUCGGAUUUUGGGUUGUCCAAAAUGGGCACAACAACCGGGUCCAAAACCCACAUCAGCACGGCGGUGAAAGGUAGUUUCGGGUAUUUGGAUCCGGAAUACUAUCGAUGUCAGCGGCUGACUGAGAAGUCUGAUGUGUACUCAUUUGGUGUCGUGUUGUGCGAGGUAUUGUGUGGGAAGCCAGCUUUGAUUCAUACGGCGGAGGGGACUCGAAUGAGCCUUGCUGAGUGGACCAGGAGAUGUCAUCGCGACGGGGAACUUGAUCAAAUCAUCGACCCAAGUUUGAGGGGUAUGAUUGGAGCCGAGUGCCUGAAUAAGUUUGGUGAGAUUGCUGUGAGCUGCAUCCAGGAUAAUGGGGUUGACCGGCCUUCGAUGAAUGAUGUUUUGAGGGAGCUUGAGCUUGCCUUGCAGCUUCAUCAAAAGAGCAUUGGAAGUAAGGGUGACAAUGAGGUUGUCUUUCACAGUGACACUACUGCCAAAGCUAGCAGCAGUGAGCUGACUUGUGCAACCGAUCAAUCUAUUCAACGUAUAUCCGGAACAAUCUUUUCUGAGAUUAACGAUCCGAAUGGAAGAUGAUGAGCAAUGUGGCUAGAAGCAUAGGCACUUACGAUCGAGGGGCCUGGACUAUGAUUUCAGUGGGAUAGUAAAUAUAUUACAUCAAUGUUUCAUAUCAGCUGUAUUUGAACCAAAUUAAUUGAAUUAAAAAUUAGGGGCAAUGAGUCGUUUACUCAGGUUAUGUUUAUUGUAGUUGUU
Messenger RNA from Prunus avium (sweet cherry), 5805 nucleotides. The record is from RefSeq and is a predicted model, not a curated record. Lineage: Eukaryota; Viridiplantae; Streptophyta; Magnoliopsida; Rosales; Rosaceae.